Molecule: messenger RNA, 325 nt
Organism: Cetraspora pellucida
Lineage: Eukaryota; Fungi; Glomeromycota; Glomeromycetes; Diversisporales; Gigasporaceae
Source: the annotation of a GenBank genome assembly
AUGUCUAAACAUAUGCAAAAGGACUAUAAGAACUUUGACAAAAUACUUUAUAAAAUUUUAUAUCAAACAUUAGCUGUACUUAGAUCACUUAAUAAUGCAAUUAAAAUGGCUUAUGAAACAAGGCUAACAUUAGACAAAAAAGAGGCUAGUAAACACAGACAAGAUAUUGCUAUCAAAGCAAUUUAUCCAAAUUACCAACUAAGAUCAGAAGUAGAACUCUUGUUUGGAAAAAAGUUGGAAACAAUCAUUACUAAGGAGAAUGAAAAGAACAAAUUUUCCAAUGAUGCCAUAUGGCAAAAACAACAUUCUCAAAAACUUAGCAAUA